GAUAAUGAAUGAUAAACGCUAAAAUAUUUAGUUAGGUGUAAUUUAGUGGGCUUAUGUUUGAUUAAAAUGUUUUACAACUGUCUUAUAAAUAGUUUAAAUGCUAUGGAGGCUAAUCAGUCAGAGACAAUUUUAGUUAAAAAAAAAACGUCAUUAAUUAUAAUGAAGUACUUUAUGAAGUGUUUUUAUUAAAAAUUGCACAAUCGAUUGCAUUUAACUGACUAACAGUAGUUUAUAAUAAUGAAGCAUUUUAUACUGCUUAACGUCACUGUAAAACAUGAUCAAGUAUUUAAAAUAAAAUACCAAUUUUAUUUUAUUUGAUUGACCACAUCGAUUAUACUAGUUAUCUUAUAUUUUCACUAAGGAAUUUGUAAUAUAAUUAUUAACUAUAUCAUGUACAACAAGAAAAUUCCUCUGCGUGAAGCGUUAACCAGAAAGAAAGUGUAUUGCAGUGAAGAUGAACCAGGAAAAGAAAAUUUAAAGCGAGUGCUAAACUUAUUCGAUAUAACUCUUUUAGCCAUAGGUGCCACUUUGGGAUCUGGAGUUUACGUGCUUCCUAGUGUAGUAUCCAAAACCAUUGCUGGUCCUGCAGUUGUAUUAUCAUUUAUAAUUGCUGCCAUCGUGUCUUCGUUUUCCGGCCUAUGCUAUGCUGAAUUCGCUAGUCGUGUACCUAAAGCUGGGUCUUCAUACAUUUACAGUUAUGUAGCUGUUGGAGAAUUUACCGCUUUUGUCAUUGGGUGGAAUGUAAUUAUAGAACACAUCAUUGGAGUAGCGUCUGUUGGCAAAGCAUUGAGCAACUAUUUCGAUUCGCUUCUGGGAUAUCCUCAGAAACAAUUCAUGAUCGAACAUUUUCCUAUACACAUAAGCUUUAUGGGAGAGUAUCCCGAUGUUGCAUCGUUUUUAUUCAUAAUGAUAUUUACAUUGUUAGUAGCUUGGGGCGUCCGUGAAUCUUCGUCUGCUAACAAUAUAUUCACUUCGUUGAAUUUGUUGACUAUAUUUACAAUAAUUAUUAGUGGAUGUUAUUUUGCGGAUUUCAACAAUUGGAAAAUUAAAAAAAACGCCAUUCCCGCCGGUGUGAACGGUGGCAAUGGCGGAUUUUUCCCCUUCGGAUGGCAAGGCGCAGUCGCAGGGGCGGCAAAAUGUUUUUACGGUUUUAUAGGUUUUGAAACCAUUUCAACGACGGGCGAUGAAACGAAAAAUCCCAAAAGGACAAUACCCUUAGCACUAGUAAUAUCUUUGUUGUUUACCACCACCGUGUAUUUUGCCAUUGCUGUAGUAAUGACGCUAAUGUGGCCGUAUUAUGAUCAUGAUUCGAACGCACCGUUACCGGUUAUUUAUGGACAUUUGGGCAUGCCAAGUAUUAAAUAUAUGGUCUCCGGAGGAGCGAUGUUAGCCUUAACUACCACUUUAAUAGGUUGUUUAUUUCCGCUGCCUCGAAUUUUAUACGCUAUGUCCAGCGAUGGACUUCUAUUUAAAAUAUUUUCAAAAGUCAACAAAACAACCAAAACGCCGUUCAUAUCCACCAUUUUUUGUGGAACAUUUGCUGGAACUUUAUCAACUGUAUUCAAUCUCGAACAGCUGAUCGACAUGACGUCCAUUGGAGUAUUUCAAGCCUAUAUAAUCGUAUGCAUUUGUGUGCUAGUACUUAGGUAUAAACAUAGUAGUCAGUUUAAAGAUGACCCAGAAGUAUCCGAAGUACGUGGACUACGCAAAUGUUUAAAUAUGUCCAGCUUAAAAGUAACCAGUGCAGACACCCAAUAUUUAUCAAGAGUGUGCAUAUUGAUCUACGUAUUAUUCGCUGUUGUGUUGUGUAUUUGUCUUGUAAACAUGGAAAAAGACCACGGUAUCAUGAGUUUUGUAUUGACAGUAUUGUGUAACAUUUCAAUUAUUGUUUUGGUUAUUGCAAUGAUUUUGUUGAGUAGAUUGCCACAAGCAAACGAAAAUAUAUCGUUUAAGGUACCGUGCGUUCCUCUUAUACCCUGUUUGAGUAUUGUGCUAAAUAUGUAUCUUAUGAUGAAAUUAGAUAUUAAAACGUGGAUAAGAUUUGUAUUAUGGAUUUGCUUAGGUUUACUGGUUUAUGCAUUUUAUGGAAUUAAUCAUAGCUUGGAAGCUUUAAGAAAACAAGAAGUAAAAAAAAAUUACGUUCAUACCUAAUAGUACAAAUGGUAUUUUAUAGAAUUUUAAAUAUGUAAUUUAUUACAAAAUGGAAAUUUAGCUGAAGUAUAUAUUUU
Messenger RNA from Adelges cooleyi (spruce gall adelgid), 2228 nucleotides. Its product is annotated as high affinity cationic amino acid transporter 1-like. The record is from RefSeq and is a predicted model, not a curated record. The transcript has 14 exons. Gene Ontology annotation, biological process: transmembrane transport; amino acid transport. The coding region runs from base 391 to 2151 and encodes 586 amino acids. Gene Ontology annotation, cellular component: plasma membrane. Gene Ontology annotation, molecular function: amino acid transmembrane transporter activity. Lineage: Eukaryota; Metazoa; Arthropoda; Insecta; Hemiptera; Adelgidae.